ACCCACCUACCGAACCAAAUCGAUCUGGCCUUAUCGGAUCUAACCCAUUUUCUCUCACAGCAACACCGGAUUCAGUCUCUUUCCAGGGUUGCCAAACAAUCCAACCCUUUCCCUACCGAACCCGCCGAUCGGACCCUUUCUGAAGCUGCAAACAGAGCUUACGCAGCUACCUCUGAUACCAGCUUAUAUGAGCAUAAUCUGUUUUGAGGUUUGAUUCGAAUUACGAGAGUGUCCAGACCUUUGUCAACAUAACCUUAUGAGAUGGAAAUAUCAAACGACUUGGCUGGCAAGAAACCAAAGCGAUUGACGUCUGUGGUUUGGAAUCAUUUUGAGAAGGUUGGAAAGGCCGAAAGUUGUUAUGCCAUUUGUAUACAUUGUAACAAGAAACUCAGUGGCUCAAGUAAUAGUGGAACAACACAUCUGAGAAACCACUUGAUGCGAUGUCUGAAAAGAUCAUCCACUAUUGACGUUUCUCAACUACUUGCAGCGAAGAGGAAAAAAGAUACUACCAUUAGCACAGCAAAUGUCAGCUUCGAUGAAGGGCAGAUAAAAGAUGACAAUAUUAAGCCAAGAAUUUUGAAGUUUGAUCAGGAUCAGAAAAAGGAUGAAAUCAUUAACCUUGGGAGUAGUAAGUUUGAUCAGGAGAGGAGUCAGAUUGAUCUUGCUCGCAUGAUAAUAUUACAUGGUUACCCAUUGGCCAUGGUUGACCAUGUUGGAUUUAAAGUAUUUGUCAAGAAUCUUCAACCGAUGUUUGAGGUUGUGCCAAAUAGUGCUGUUGAGAAAGCUUUUGUGGAGAUUUAUGAGAAAGAGAAACUGAAAGUGUAUGAAACGAUAAAUAAAUUGCAUGGUAGAAUUAACCUUUGUGUUGAAAUGUGGUCUUCACAUGAGAACAUUGAGUAUUUGUGUUUGACAGCACAUUAUAUUGAUGAGGAUUGGAAAUUGCAGAAGAAGAUUCUGAACUUCGUCACACUUGAUUCUUCUCACACUGAAGACAUGCUUCCUGAAGUGAUUAAUAAGUGUGUAAUGGAUUGGGAUGUGGACCAUAAGUUGUUUGCCUUGACAUUUGAUGAUUGUUCCACAGAUGAUGAAAUUGUCCUGAGACUUAAAGAACAGAUAUCUCAUAAAAGGCCUCUUUUAAGUAAUGGUCAGUUAUUUGGUGUGCGAUCUGCUGCGCACGUUAUAAAUUUGAUUGUUCUAGAGGCUAUGGAAGCAUUGAGAGAGGUAAUCCAAAAGAUUCGAGCAAGUGUCAAAUAUGUUAGAAGUUCACAAGUAACACAAGGAAAGUUUAAUGAGGUCGCCCAACAAGUUGGAAUCAGCAGCAAGAAGAACUUGCUUCUUGAUCGCCCAUUUCAAUGGAACUCAACGUAUAUCAUGCUUGAAACGGUCUUGGAAUACAGGGGCGCAUUUUCUCUCUUGCAAGACCAUGAUCCUGCCUAUGCAUCUGCUCUAACUGAUACAGAGUGGGAAUGGGCCAGUUCUGUCACUGGUUACAUGAAACUUUUUGUUGAAAUCAUAAAUGUAUUUUCCAGCAACAAAUGCCCAACUGCAAAUAUGUAUUUUCCUGAGAUUUGUGAUGUUCACAUCCAAUUAAUCGAAUGGUGCAAGAGUCCAGAUAAUUGUCUUAGUUCCAUGGCAUUGAAGAUGAAAGCCAAGUUUGAUAAAUAUUGGAGCAAGUGCAGUUUUGCUUUAGCAGCAGCAGCCAUCUUAGAUCCUCGAUUCAAAAUGAAGUUAGUGGAGUAUUAUUAUUCUCUGAUUUAUGGUAGUGCUGCUUUGGACCGUAUCAAGGAAGUUUCUGAUGGUAUAAGGGAACUUUUCAAUGCAUACUCUAUCUGCUCAACGAUGAUUGAUCAAGAUUCAGCUUUGCCUGGUAGCAGCUUACCUAGUACAAGUAAUGACACCAGGGACAGACUGAGGGGCUUUGACAAAUUUCUUCACAAGACUUCUCUCAGUCAAAAUGAAAUAUCGGACUUGGACAAAUAUUUGGAGGAACCGGUCUUCCCUCGUAGUUGUGAUUUCAACAUCUUAAAUUGGUGGAAAGUUCAUAUGCCGAUGUACCCCAUCUUGUCCAUGAUGGCACGUGAUGUUCUCGGGACUUCCAUGUCGACUGUUGCACUGGAGUCAACAUUUAGCACUGGAGGUAGAGUGCUUGAUGAUUGUAGAAGUUCGCUGAAUGCAGAUACUCUUCAGGCAUUGAUAUGCACACGAGAUUGGCUGCGGAUUGAAUCAAGAGGGUGCCUUUCUCCAAUCCAAAAGAUAGUGCAUGAAGAAAGAACUGAGCUGGGGCCAGUGAUCUUGUGGCAAAAAGAUCAUAGCAAUAAAAUCACAGGCAACCUCUAUCUAGACUGUAUAUAAUAGCUGCCAUUUUUUAUUUUAUUUUUUAUUUUUCCAUGAAAAUGGAUAUGGAAUCUCAUACUUUGCAAGCUGGCUGCCAAAAUGAUUUGACAUGCUUAAUAUAAAGACAGCAAUGAAAUCUCUAAUUAUUUGUUCA
Juglans microcarpa x Juglans regia is the source of this 2488-nucleotide messenger RNA. Its product is annotated as zinc finger BED domain-containing protein RICESLEEPER 1-like. The transcript is spliced from 4 exons. The coding region runs from base 262 to 2352 and encodes 696 amino acids. Lineage: Eukaryota; Viridiplantae; Streptophyta; Magnoliopsida; Fagales; Juglandaceae. The record is from RefSeq and is a predicted model, not a curated record. Gene Ontology annotation, molecular function: protein dimerization activity; DNA binding.